AAAAAACGCGGAGAGGGGCUCGGAUCGUGCAUUGAUCCGAAUACAGGGGACGGGAGGGGUCGAUCAUGGGGAACGAAGCGAGCCUGGAAGGAGGCGAAGGGCCGCCGUCUGGACUACCAGAGGGGCUGGCACCUGACGGGAAGGGCGGCUUCGUCCGGGUCCCCGAAGGGACUCCGGUCAACCUGAGUGAACUCAGCGAGGAGGAGAGGAGGCAGCUCGCCGCGGCGAUGUCAAGGGCGCAAGGCAGGCAGCCCGGGGGCGCAGCAGCUGCACGAAGACCGUCAGAAUCUGAUGCCCAGCAGCGUUCCCAGCAGGUAGGGGCCUCCAGGGGCCCUACAGGUCUCAGUAAGAGUCGCACUGUAGACGCCUUCAACCAAGGUCCACCUGGCAGGCCCACACCGGGCCGCAGCCCCUCAUCCCUCAGCCUUUUUGAAUCCAGAUUCCGGCAGGAGCCAAAAGACCCAGAGACCAAGUCAUCCGGCAUGUUUGGCUCCAGCUUUCUCAGCGGGGCCAACCCGCUCAAUGCCGUGUCAUCUAUGACUUCUUCUGUCUCCUCCUCCAUAUCCUCCAUGGGCGAUUCUGUCAACAUGCCCAAGUUUGGACUGUUUGGGGACGAGGAGGAGGAAGAUGCAUCUGCAACGCCAGGAAAGCCACCAGGCAAGGGCCCUCAGCAAGGGCCAGGUCCAAAGGGACCACAACAGGGAGGACCUCAGAAGCAGGGUCAGGGCCCUCCUGGACAGGGGCCAAAGCCAGGGCAAGGGCCGCCUGGGCAGGGACCCAAGCAAGGUCAGGGACCACCAGGCCAGGGGCCCAAAUCAGGCCAGGGUCCGCCUGGCCAAGGACCCCCUGGGCAGGCCCCAAGGCAAGGCCAGGGACCAACAGGCCAAGGACCCCCAGGGCAACAGGCCCCCAAACCCGGUCAAGGACCACCAGGUCAAGGCACCAAACAGGGUGUUCCUCCCCAGCAAAAAGGUGGAGCCCCUCAACAAGGACCUGGGAAGCCUGGACCUAAACAGCAAGGACCACCAGGUCCUGGGGCUCAUCCUGGAGAGCCAGCCAAGAGCGGAGGGCCUCCUGGCCAGCAGGGGGCUGGAAAGCCCGGAGGUGGACUAUGUCCACUGUGUAAAACCACCCAGCUUAACACUGGAUCUAAGGACCCGCCUAAUUACAAUAACUGCACUGAGUGUAAGAACCAGGUCUGCAGCCUCUGUGGAUUCAGCCCCCCAGACUCAGCGGGUAAAGAGUGGCUGUGUCUGAACUGCCAGAUGCAGCGAGCAAUGGGAGGUAUGGAUCCCCCUGGCAUGACAAAACCCAAACAAGGCUCAGCCCCGCCCUCGCCCCAGAGACAGGCACCUGGAAAGCCUGGCAAGCUGCUGAUCAAGCAGCAGAGUACCACAGGUGACCAAGGGUUAACGCCGCCAACCACACCCAGGCAGAAAUCCCCAGGUCCUACCUCUCCUGGCCCGCUUUCCCCAGGCUCCUCAGUGGGCGGAUCCCCCAAAAUUGACCCCAAGACAGGUCGCCCUAUUCAGCAAAGGUCCACUCCCCAGCAGUCUCCAGCUAAAGCUAAACAGGAGUCCAGCUUCUUUGGGGGGUUCGGAGGUAUCAGUCUGGGAGGCUUAACAGACUCUGCCAAACCUCCUGCAGCUGCUUCUCAAGCUUCCGAGUCCGUUACAGGGAAACUGUUCGGUGGGUUUGGGGGUUUGAUGGAUUCAGCGAAGCCUCAGACGCAGGCCGCGCCAAAGCAGGAGGAGUCAGUGGCUGGGAAGUUGUUUGGAGGUUUUGGAGGGUUGACAGAAUCAGCAAAACCUCCCGCUGCUGCUUCUCAGAUGUUCAGCUUUGGAUCGUCGCUCUUGAGCUCGGCCACCAAUAUUGUCACUGGAGAGGAUGAUAAGGCAGCAGAUUCUCCACCUGGGUCACCACCAGAUUCCCCCGCUGACUCUGGACCAGGUUCCCCUGCGGAUUCUGGCCCUGGCUCACCACCUGACUCCCCCUUCUCUCCUCCUGGGUCUCCUCCUGAUUCGGACUCUGCUCCUGACACCCCACCUGCUAGGUCCAAGAAACCACCCAGGACCCUUUCUGUCGAGCAGGAAGAGAAGGCUCCAGCAGCCAAACCUGCACCUGCCCCAGCCUCAACAACCAAGGAAAGCUGCCCUCUCUGUAAUGUGGAGCUGAACGUUGGAUCAGCAGACACGCCCAACUACAGCCUUUGCACUGAGUGCAAGAAGAAAGUGUGCAAUCUGUGUGGAUUUAAUCCUACUCCCCAUUUAGGAGAGAAAGAAUGGCUUUGCCUCAACUGUCAGACCCAAAGAGCCAUGUCAGGCCAGCUGGGAGACACACCCCCUUCAGCUAUGGCUUCCCCAAAGAAGCAACCACCUACUCCCGCUCCCUCCUCCACCCCUACCCCUGCUGCUGUAGAUAGCAAACCUGUAGUAGAAGCAGCAGAUCCAACCCCACCAGCUUCUGAGACCAAGUUGAAAACAGUGGAGACCUUGAAAGAGCCUGGGGAGAAAGAUAUAAGCAGCCCCACAAGCCCAUCAGACCUAGCAAAGCUGGAAAGCACAGUUCUUCCCAUUCUCGAGGCCCAGGCCAACACGCAAUCAAAGGAUGAGGAGAAACUAACAGACACUCUAAAGACCAGACGUAAAUUAGAGGUGCUUGCGCUCUCACCUGAAUCACCUAGCUCAGAAGAUGACAGAGAUCUUUCUGAGAAGAAUACCAAAGUCACCACCAAGAAAAAGCUCCUUGUGCCCAUGGAUGUCAGAGCAGAUUCCCUGGAUGAUAGUAGUGAAAGUUUUGGAAAAGAAAGCCCAAUGUCUGGGGAUGAUGAGGAAUUUAUCCGAAAACAGAUAAUGGAAAUGAGUGAGAAUGAGGAUGCUUCCCCAUCUGAUGAAGAAAAUCUAAUCCGGCGAAAGAUCAGAGAGGAUGAAAAGAAGCAAAUGGAACAGGUGAAAACAGAGAAUGUAGAGAGGAGCACAUCAGGAAAAACCAGGCGACUUACCAAGAAAAGCACUAUAAGUCCAGACGACGAAGACGACAAGCAACUCCAGGGCUCAUUGGAUAAACCUGAUAUAGACAAAGAGCGACCAGAACUAAAAGAAGAGUGUCAGAGUGGUACUGCAGUUCGCAAAUUUCAAACUAUGGAGCUGAAUUCGACCAGCAGCCCUAUUCGUAUACCUAAUGAUGAUUUAGAGCCUGAAAUGGAAAGCCUUACAGAUUCUCCAGAUGAUCGGUCUAGAGGUGAAGGGUCAUCCAGUCUACAUGCAUCUAGCUUUACUCCUGGGACAUCCCCAACAUCCCUCUCAUCGCUGGAUGAAGACAGUGACAGUAGUAGUCCCAGCAAUAUCCGUUCUGGUGAGGGUAAACAACAUAGGAAAGCCAAACACAGACAACCUGGUCAAAUGCUGCCAACUAUUGAAGACUCUUCUGAAGAAGAAGAAUUACGGGAAGAAGAGGAGCUCCUUAGGGAGCAAGAAAAACAGAAGGGCUCAGGGAAAAAAUCCAAGAAAGACAAAGAAGAGAUUCGAGCCCAGAGGAGGCGAGAGCGUCCAAAGACACCACCAAGCAACCUGUCCCCCAUUGAAGAUGCCUCACCAACUGAGGAGCUGAGGCAAGAAGCUGAAAUGGAGGAGAUUCGACGAUCAUCCUGCUCUGAUUUCUCUCCCAGUAUUGAAUCUGACCCUGAAGGGUUUGAAAUCCAUGCCGCAAAGAUAGCAGCAGUUCAGAAAACGUAUCAACUGCCUACAUCAGUAUCUCUUCACUCACCAACAGAUGAUCAAAAUACUGAUAAUCAACCGAAAAAAACUCUAAAAACUGCUGAUGAGACUUAUGAGGAAAUAAUGCUGAGGGCUACUUCUCCAACAAUUGACAAAGGUGAAAUUCAACCGGGAAAAGAGUCCCUUUAUGGAGGCAUGCUCAUUGAAGACUAUGCCUAUGCAUCUCUUAUUGACAAUUCAACGGUUGAUCUGGGGGAUCCAGAGAAGAUUGUUGUUCCUGCUCAGCCCAAAAAGCUGAGAUCACCAGAUGAAGUUUAUGAAGACAUGAUAAAGAAGAGGAAAGAAUUCAUGAAGCUAGAGCAGGAAUAUCAAAACAUGCAUCCAAAAACCCCCAAAAUUGUGUUGCAACCGGCUGAGAAUACGUUCUCCAAAAGCAGUACAGUAACAUUAGGCAAAGAUGGGAAGCCAUUGCUGGAUGCUGAAACUGCCUAUGAAGAGCUAAUGAAAAGAGUGCUGACUCCUGGAACAAGUCCAACACAGCAGGAGCCAGAAGUGGAAGCCUCUCCAUCUAGAAGGGCACUCCACCCCAUCCCAGACUUAAAGGUGACACAGUGCUCUUCAGGAGAGUUGUCUUCUGAUGAAGAGAGUAUAAGCAAAAAGGAAGAGGAGAAAACUGCAGCAUCAGACAAGACAUCAGCUAUGGAAACUGAACCUGUGACAGUGUUUUCUGAGUCUCCUCAAUCAUCCACAUCAGAUCAUCAACCUCACACCACAAUCGCAGCAUCCCAGGAUGAUGUUGUGGACUUAUCAAAUGCACUCCCAAGAACAUCAGCCCAUACGAUAACCAGUGUAUCACCCUUGCCCACAGUACCACAGUACACACACAGUAUUUCCAGCAUAGUGUCAACUGCCCCACCAGUGCCCCCCAAGCCAAGCGUCCCGCGUAGGGCUAAUUCUCAGGAAAAAGCAGAAGUACCUGUUGCACCCCCACUGCCUCCUCCCACCCCACCUAAACCUACUGUUUUUCCCAGGAAACCUCCCGUUCCACUUCCACCUCAGGCAUCAGCAACUCCAGUUAGACCAGAGACAGUGGCUAUGACCGCAGCCCAAGGACCAUCUACAAGACAAAUAGUCACACCAGUGUACAAACCUCAUGUUCCCCCUCCUGUUCCUCCAAAGCCAUCUAUUCCUGCUGGGAUUGGGGAUAGCAGACCAGGACAUGGUGUCAAACCACCAAUUGCACCAAAGCCUGGCUCACAGCCUUCUUCACCUGCCCAUGCCCCACAUCCAUCAAGACCUACUGUACUUCCCACAGGUCCUACUGACAUAGCCUUGAAUCUGAGCCCUUCUUCUGAGAGCAAGUCGUUUCAACCUUCACCAAAGUCUCCUUCUUCUCCAAGAUAUGCCAACAAUCUUCGUGACACAUAUGUGGUCAUUACACUGCCAUCUCAGCCAAGCUCUCCGGUAGACAGUGUCUCAACUCAAGCUCCCUCUAGCCCUGGCCCAGCAUCUCCUUCACGACAAGCUCAGCCCCAAAGUUAUUACCAACCACAGCCUCAACCUCAAUCAUAUCCACAGCAGCAUCCACAACCAACCCUUCCUCAAACAACCAGGGUGCCUCUGGCAUACACUCGUGUCACAGAAUCCAUUGAAAGUCAAGAGAUUUGUGGCCCUGAAAAACAUGUAUCUAGUUCUUGUCACAUAAUUGAGGCUAUAUCUGCCUCAGCACAGCCACCCGUGGUUUUGCCUAAUCUCAUCUCUCAAGUGGUCACUACAGAAGUCCAAAGGACCACAGUCUCCGUUGUUCAUGAAAGGACACCACCACCAGUGCCAGCUCCAAGGGCAAAUGGUGUCCCAAUCUCGAUGGAGAAACCUAAGCCUCAAUUGCCAGCACAGAAUGGACAGGCCCUCCAACUUUCUGAGGUGGUAGAUCUUAGGACUAUGAAGGUGGACCCAGAGUCAGACAUGAAUGGUGUGGAUCUGUCUGCUGGCCAAGAUUCAAGGCGUCAGUCUUUUGCAGCUGAUGUCAGUCGUCAGAACAGUGCAGUGCAGUCACCUGUAGUAAACCUUAGUGCUGAAUCAUCCACUGUAUCUAUAGUGACUGAUAGCAUCACCAUUGUGACCUGUGCUGCCACAAUCCAGCAAUGUGACAAUGUAGACACCUCUCAAGCAUCUUCAGUGCCCCUUCAGCUAACAAAAAACAAAGUGUUUGAGCCUGUGUCUCAAAUUGUAUAUAGGCCAAUUGAUUCUCAGCCCUCCACUCAUGCUGGUACAGAGAUCCCUAUUAACCUCUCAGUUGGAAGCACAGGUGGAGGGACUUAUCAGACCACCCCUGUCACUAUUGCACCCACUUCUAUUGCAAGUUGUGUUGCCAAUGGAUUGAAUACAGGUACAGCCACAGUGGCAGGAGCUGUUGACCUUAGCACAACGAAACCAUUCAACACUGUUGUGUCAGUUGAUUGUGCUUCUUCAGAAGUGGCAACGGCUGUAAUCACAGAUGAUGAUGGCAAACCAGUGGAUCUGACUGCAGGAAAAAGAGCCGUAUGCUGUGAUGUUGUGUACAAGCUCCCAUUUGCAGGAAGCUGCACUACUCAGCAACCUACCACACCCCUGCCUGAAGACCGUUUUGGAUAUCGUGAUGACCAUUACCAGUAUGACCGAUCACCUUAUGGCAUGAGAGGGUUUGGUGGAAUUAAACCAUCGAUGUCAGACACUAACCUAGCAGAAGCUGGCCUGUUCUUUUACAAGAGUAAGAACAGCUAUAAUUUCAGUGGCACCACAGAGGGUGCAGUAGAUCUUACCUCUGCAAAGAUUUCUGAUGCAGGUGAAGCUGUUGACUACUCCAAGAAAGGGACUUACGCAGGAAUGACAAUUCCACCCUAUUCCCAAGCCAGAGUCACAAGUGCUGUUGGUACACUCUUUGGUACAAGCAGUGUCUUGAGGUCAUCAAAUGGGGUGGUCUAUUCCUCUGUUGCAGCACCAAUACCGUCUACAUAUGCCAUUACCACCCAACCUGGGUCCAUCUUUAGUACAACAUACAACACCCUGUCAGGUAUGCAUACCAGCGACACCAUGCCUUCCCUCUCUAACCUCCAGAACUUGCCUCUUACACGAUCCCACAGUUUCCUGUCCACCAUCUCUACUGCUGCAACAGAAGACCAAGGUGAUGCCCCACUCAAUCUGGAGAUCUCUAGAGGGGGUACUACUGCUGCCCAUUCUGUCACUACGGCAACAACCUCUUUAUCCCUUGACACCUACACUGAUGCAUCCCUGGAGGCCAUAGCUGCUUCUCUUGAGGCUCUGUCUUCACCCAUGGUUCCUGGGGAUGGCCAGUAUCAGGCAGAGCGUGAGAGACUAGAGAUGGAGAAACUCAAGCAACAGCGCCUGGCUGAGGAAUUAGAGUGGGAGCGCCAGGAGAUUCAGCGGUUCCGUGAGCAAGAACAGUUCCUGGUACAAAAGGAACUGGAAGAGCUCCAGGCCAUGAAGCAGCACAUCCUGACCCAACAAGAAGAGGAAAGACAGGCUCACCUUAUGAUGCAGAAAGAAACCUAUGCCCAACAACAGCAGCAGCUUGAGCAAAUUCAGAGACUCCAAGAACAACUGCGCCUUCAGCUGGAAGAGCAAAAGCUUCGUCAGAUGUACCCAGGUGGGGACAUACCAGGACAUGGCUUGCAGGAAGCAAUUGUCUUAGGACCCGAUGGCACAGUGCUGGCCCGAAAGAUCACUGAUAGUGGGUGUCAGACAGAUGAAGAGGAUGAGGCAGUCAGCAAAGCUUACACAGCAGGGAGAAAAAAGCGAAGUGCUAAAAAGAGUGUUGACAGUUGUGUGCAGACUGAUGAUGAGGAUCAAGAGGAAUGGGAGGCUCAGACCAGAAGCCGUCAAAGCAGGCCACGCACUGCCAGGGGUGAUAGGGGUGGGCAGUCAGAGAUGUCUCUUCAAGCCCACACUGAGAUUUCUAUACAAACCGAUACAGAGGGGAACAUAAGAAUGGACACCAGGAUGGAGCUGUCUGACUCUGAAAGGACCUCACCAAAGAAACGACCUACCCCCUUAGAAAUAGGCCAGUCUCCUAACCUCAAAGUUGAUUCUUCUACACUUCAAGCCCCUCCUAAAUCUCCCAAAGUGCUCUAUUCCCCCAUUUCCCCCUGUAUAUCCCCUAGCAAAUCCCUUGAAUUUGUGUCCUAUGAGAAAUCACUGGGUGAUACAAGCCCACAAAAGCUAAGAGGAAGUGAAGAUAUUUCAAAAGGCUCCCCAGCAAGUCCCAGGGGACCAAAAGCCAUGCAGAGAUCCAUGUCUGACCCUAAGCCCAUGAGUCCAACAGGAGAAGAAAGGGCGACAUCUGGCACCCAGUAUGGUGAUAGUUAUACUGCGAAAGGCUCAGGUGGAACACCAACAGGAACUCAAAAGAAAGUGAAGAGGACUCUCCCCAAUCCACCAUCAGAGGAUGAGUCAACAACCACUGGCCAAACAGCAUAUAGCACUGGUUCUGCCCGUAGAAGAAUGUGCCGCAAUUCCAACAUGGCACGUGCCAAGAUCCUCCAAGACAUUGAUCGCGAGCUAGACCUGGUGGAGCGUGAGUCUUCCAAGCUCCGCAAAAGACAAGCAGAGCUCGAUGAGGAGGAGAAAGAGAUUGAUGCCAAGCUUAGGUACUUGGAGAUGGGAAUUAAUCGUAGAAAAGAUGUGCUACUGAAGGAGAGAGAGAAAAGGGAAAGGGCCUACUUACAGAGUGUUGCCGAGGACAGAGACUACAUGUCAGACAGUGAGGUUAGUAACAUCCGAGAGACUAGAGGUGGGCGUGGAGGUGGUGAAGAUGAGGAGAUUGAAGAUCAUGGUCUUGAGCGUCCCAGGACAGCUCCUCAGUCAGAAUUGGAUGACUUUGUCCCACCUCAAACCAAGCAUGAGUAUGGAAAAUACUCCCAGUACCAAUACCCUCAAAGCCAAUACCAACAGUCUCUUUACCAGACUCCCCAGUCCUAUCAAUCUCAUUCUAUCUACUCCUCUGUGCCCUCGCUCACUAGCUCCCAGCAGCAGAGUUACCAUCAAAUGCUCUUGUUGCAGCAAAAAGCUGCCAGACAAGCAGCUCUCCUGUCAGAGCUGGACGCAACUAAAUAUGAAGUCAUUAGCCGCCAGCCUGAUCCUACAUCAUCAGCUUACCUGGGAGUCAAGUACGACAAAUAUGGCAACCACCUUGACCUCAGAGCCUUGGAUGUGGGAAGUAUGGCACGUAGCCCCAUGUCAGCUGUAUCUGAUCCUUAUUACACAGAUGUAGAUCACCAUACACCUCGGAGUUACAUGUUGCUGGAAGAUGCUGCAGAAUUGGCUAAGAGCUCCACAGGUCUGUCUUCAUCUUAUAGUCUGGCUGAGAGGGAGUUGGCUAAAGCAGAGAAGCUGCUGCGCAGAAGUGCUGCAGAUCUGGGGUCUACUGACUAUCUGGGUUCCACUUCUAGGCUCCAUACAUUUGGAAAGACACCUGAUGAAGAGGAUACAAUGGAGGAACCCUAUGAACUGAAACUCUUGAAGCAGCAGCUCAAGCAAGAGUUUAGGAGAAGUACGGGUGGGACAGAAAGCUUAGAACAACUGACAGGUCUCUCCCAGCACUACUAUACCCCAAGCUCUGGCAUCUCUAGUUACUCCCAAAGACACUAUCCGAAGACAGAUAAAUACAGCAUCAGUCGUCUUACUCUAGAGAAGCAGGCAGCUAAACAACUCCCAGCAUCCAUGUUGUACCAAAAACAUAAGGCUCCAUUGUUAGAUCCUAAGAUAUCCUCCAAGUAUACCUCUAUUGCAGACAACAGAGGUUUGGAGACAGACUAUACCAGCUAUCUUGGGUCUAGCAGUGCAUCCCCAAGAUCCAGCCGGCUUUCGCAGGAUGAGAUUACCUUCGGCCUUCGUAAGAAUAUUGCAGAGCAGCAAAAAUACCUGGGGUCCACCUUAGGUGCCAACUUGGCUGGGUCACUAAACUUGGGCCAGAGCUUAGGUUUGGACUCUGCCUAUCCUAGUGGUAGUCGCUCAAGACCCUCAUCCAGGCCCACAUCUUGCUAUGGCCUGGACUUGUCUAUCAAAAGAGACCCUUCCAGCUCUUCACUGAGGCUUAAAGGAGACGGUGAAGCAUCUGGAGAUGCACCAAGCUAUCAAACCCCCUCUGGUCGCACCAAACCCACCAGCCUUCCCAUUGUGCAAAGUGGACGUGGCAGAAUACCCAUAGUGGCCCAGAACUCAGAGGAAGAGAGUCCAUUGAGCCCUGUUGGACAGCCUAUGGGCAUGGCCCGUGCAUCAGCGGGUCCUUUACCGCCCAUCUCAGCUGAUUCAAGGGACCAGUUUGGUUCCUGCCUGUCCUUGCAGGACUCCCAGCAGCAGCAACAUAUCCGGGAGGAGCCAACCAGGGGUAGGGGUUAUGUGCUGCUGGAUGACCUUCAGGGCACCAUGUCAGAUAGUGAAGCCCUAAGCGAUUCCCUGAUGGCUUUGAACAGAGACGAUGCAACCAAUGCCUACCACCUUAGACGAGAAGAGACAGACUGGUUUGACAAACCUAGAGACGGACGGUCAGAGAACGGACAAGAGAAGAGACAGGGAAAAGGCCCGUACUACCCCUUCCCUCACCUCAGGGUCAAACUGCAGAGGGAUCCCAAAGACCGCAGUGUCUCAGGAAAUGGUCUGGGUAUCCGUGUGGUCGGAGGGAAAGAGGUCCCUGGCUCUAAUGGAGACAUUGGAGCCUAUGUUGCCAAAGUCCUACCUGGUGGAGCCGCAGAACAAACAGGAAAGGUUCUUGAAGGAAUGCAAGUCCUGGAGUGGAAUGGUGUUCUUCUGACGGGGAAAACCUAUGAAGAGGUACAGGGGCUCGUCGGACAGCCGUGUAAUGAGGCAGAAGUGUGUGUCAGACUUGAUCUCAACAUGCUGGCUGAGUCUGAUGGGUCUGACCACCUGGAUUUCCAGGAGCACAGCAAAGGUGACAGACCUCCCAGGUCUCCAGGUGUUGACCCCAAGCAACUGGCGGCUGAGCUGCAAAAGGUGUCCCAGCAACAGGCUCCCACCUCCACCUCUUCCUCCGGCCUGCCCACCACCACCUCAGCGACCUCCAGCCCUGGUCAGCCAGGGUCACCAUCCGUCAGCAAGAAACGCCACAGCAGCAAGACUGCAGAGGGAACGAAGACCCAGUCCCACCUCAUCUCUGGAGAGAUACAGCUUCAAAUCCACUACGACAAGCAGCUUGGCAACUUGAUCGUUCACGUCCUGCAGGCCAGAAACCUUGUCCCGCGGGACAACAAUGGCUAUUCUGACCCAUUUGUUAAAGUGUAUCUCCUACCAGGGAGAGGUCAGGUCAUGGUUGUCCAGAAUGCCAGUGCUGAAAACAAGAGGAGGUCCAAACACGCAGGCAAGAGUCUCAACCCUGAGUGGAACCAGACUGUCAUCUAUAAAAACAUCCUCCUGGAGCAAUUAAGGAAGAAGACCCUGGAAGUGAGCGUGUGGGACUACGACAAGUGCUCCUCUAAUGAUUUCUUAGGAGAGGUCCUUAUAGACCUCUCCAACACAGCCCAGCUGGACAACGUCCCGCGGUGGCUCCCCCUGAAGGAGCAGAGCGAGGGUGACCACCACCGGCGCUCCCAUUCAGGUCAAGGCAGACACAGUACUUCUAAACCCUCCUCACAGCACUCCUCCCCUAAAACCACUGGCUCCUCACACGACAAUCAGGAUUCCCCUAAAUCAUCUGUUAUCAAGAGCCGAAGCCAUGGGAUCUUUCCAGAUCCGGCCAAGGACACGCAGGUGCCCACUAUCGAGAAAUCUCACAGUAGCCCUGGCACAUCGAAGCCUUCCCCGUCCGAGGGCCAGAGCCAAAGCCACAGCCACGGACACAGCCAACACUCUCGCUCGCACGGCGCUUCACGCUCCAGCAAAAGCGCUGCACGGCAACACCAUCAGGACAGCAGCACUGGAAGUGGCAGAGGCGCUGCCAUAGCAACGGGCGAUGCCCAACAGCAGUCACAGCAGCAGCCGCCGCAACGCCUCCAACCAACUCGGUCGAGCUACAGAUCCAGUGAUGCCCCGGUCACAGCAGCCUCGUUGGACAGCGGCCUGAGUGGCAGCGCAUACAGCCUACUGGACGAAGAAGGAGAGACAAACGAGGUGGACAGUGCCAUCUUCCAGGUGCCCCGAAUUGGAAAGAUCCCAAACGGCACGGACGUGAUGAAAUCAUCAAUGGGACACGGUGACAUUGAAGGUAAGUCCCAGGUAAUGGGGGAGAUAAAGAUUGCUCUGAAGAAGGAAAUUAAGACGGAGGGUGAGCACCUGGUCCUUGAGAUUCUUCAGUGUCGCAACAUCACAUACAAGUUCAAGACUCCAGACCACCUGCCUGAUCUUUAUGUGAAGCUCUAUGUGGUGAACAUCGCCACCCAGAAGAGGAUCAUCAAAAAGAAAACCAGAGUGUGUCGUCAUGACCGGGAGCCAUCUUUUAAUGAAACCUUCCGCUUCUGUAUGAACCCCACCGGACACUCUCUACAGCUGUUCCUGGUGUCCAAUGGUGGCAAGUUUGUAAAGAAGACCCUGAUUGGGGAGGCCUACGUGUGGCUGGACAAAGUCGACCUUCGCAAGCGAGUGGUGAGCUGGCACAAGCUGCUCGCCAGCACCGCCCAGAUCCACUCAUAGAAGGAACCUCAAUCUAAAAACCUGAGAGGGCAUGAAGAGGUGUCUGGCAUCUGGUGAUGCUUAGGAUAAACAUCUGUUACUAAUCCACUCUUGCUGGGUGGGAGAAAGGGUGGUUUGGGUAUGGGAGGGGGCAAAAUAUCUCUUUCUUCAAUCUUUGUUUCAGGGCUCAGAUAGCUUGAGUUUUGGAAGAUGCUUUCGAUCGUGUCAUGCAGGAAGUCUGGAGGACGUAGUGUUUACAGGGAAUGAACACAAGUUUACAGGACAUACAGUGUACAGUGGUGUAGGCAGGGCUGAGGAGUUCAGAGGUCAAGCGCGGAAUCAACCAGGUAUUACACACUCUAAUUCACAACACACACACGCACACAAUUAUUUACGAUACCUUUGCACACAGUCAUCCAUGCAGAAGAGAAAUUUUAAUUCUACAGGGAAUGGACACACUUGUAGAUUUAUUUAGAUGUUUUAUCCAUGAAAGAUUUUCCUCAUUGCUUUAUUAUGAUCGCAGAGUUUUCUUGAUUUACAAAGCAUUUUAGGAACGAAAUAUUGAAGACUCCUCUACGGAGAUCUCUUAUUUAUUUUUAUAUAUUAGCGUAGAGUUCUAUCAUUUGUUUUCUCCUCAAUUAUUUAAGUACUUAAAAAUCUAUCCUGUGAAGGAAGCAUAGUAUAUUUUAUAACACACUACCUACCUAGCAUUCCAGUUCAAGAGAAGAAGAAAAAACCUUAGCAAGCAUGACUUCAUUCACUUUGGACCCCAUAUUUUCUCUUCAUACGUGUAAACUAAGUUCUAUCAAAUGAUGAUUAUUGUUUGAUAAAGGAUCUAUAUUGAUAUAUAUCAAAUUGGACACUAUAUAUUGUGUGCAUGAGUCUAUCUAUUUGGUAUGCAGUGCCACAUGUUCUGCACACACAAAAAAAAAUCACCAAUCAAGGUUCACUUUGUAUAUAGUGAAGUGUCAUAGCUGGAAAUUAAUUAUAACAUAUAUAGAUAGAUAUAUAGAUAUCUUUAUCACAGACAAUCAAGUCUUGAUGAUUGUGGUAUAGAGGUUUUAUUUAUCCAUGAUGCCCCUUAGAAUGUGAUACAUUUACCAUAAGAGAUUUAAGUAUUUUUUCUUUUUUUUCUUUGUGAGAUCCAAGCACAUUAAGAGUCUUACAUCAGUCCUGCUUUCGUUCAUAGGAGCAGUCAACUCAACAAUGCACGCUUUUGUGGUAUUUUGCACUUUUUCUGCUUAGAAUGUAAAACUGACAUCAUCAUCCCGCUAAACACGAGAUAGCCAGAGAUUUUGUUUUCUCCAAUGGGGAGGAAGUAGAGAGGUAAAGCAAAGCGAUGACAAUAUCAGGAGAUAUUGUAGCGAACAAAAGACAAACGAUACCAUUCCAAGAUACGACAAUGCUAUAACAGUAGCAUGUUGAUGUUUCGUCCCAGCUUUUUUGUCAUAAGUGUGUUGUCUUGAUAUUAACGCUUACACUUCAAUGUUGUGUCUUUAUAAAUCUACUAUGCCCAUUAAGUCUUGAGAAAGGUCAUGCUGUGUGUGUGUGUACUGGGGUCAAGAGGCAGGGCAGCGUGUUCAUUCAGCAUUCAGUCAAACUUAGCAGUGAAACUACACUUACUAUCUGUGGGAUUUCUAUGCAACAUCUACUGUAUAAAGGUGGUAACUGGAUCUUGACUCACCAGAAAUGUGAUACUUUGUGGAAAGGGAAACAUAUAUUUAUUUUUCUUUUGCACUGCUGUGUUUUCAUGUCCUCCAUGAAAUGGUUAUUGCUUUAAUGUGAUUUGUAUUUAAUUUAACAUGUUAUUUUGUAUUGCUAUAUGAAUCUUUAUUUAUUGCCUGUGAAACUAUUUCAUAUGUUGUAUUAUAUUUGUUUACAGUACAUAUCAGUUGUACAUAAAAAAAAGUUGAAAAUUUUGUUUUUAUACACUAUAGUGCUUGUUUACAAGGUUUAGAAGGCCUGAAACUCAGAGAACCAACGUUUUUUGCCCUUGUGCACGAACACACACUCACAUACGGAAAUUAACAUGCAUAGAUCCCGAAUUUCACGUAGUUAAGAACCAAGGUAAGAAAAAAUAGCUUUCCUAUUCAGAUUCACAUCUUUUUAUGCACUCCCCCUUUGAAUAGUUUCCUUUUCCAGUAUGUGUAUGAGAAAUGACCAAAAAAGACAACAUUGUAAUCAAUGGACAUUAUACCUGAAAUGAUAGUAGUUUUAAGGUCAGUGUGUGUUUUUUGUUUUGCCUUAUUUUUAUACCCAUGUGCUUGUGUGUGUAGCAUCUUCAUACCAAGUCCAUGCAUGUCAUUGGCUAUAAUGCAUAUCUCUUCUUUUAAGUGUUGUCUGUCUAAAAAUAUCGACUUUGAAAUCUCUCGUAACACACAAGGAAUUACACACGCUCACACACACACACACACACACACACACACACAGAUGCCAUCUCUCUAUUUCCAACCUUGUAAAUACAUAGCUUUUUAUACUGGGGUUUGGGGAGCAAUAGGUCUUUUAGCAGACAAAAAAAGGUGUGUGAUCCUAGAAGUAAAAGAAAGUUGUUUUUCUCUCGAUCAAUGUACAGUGGAUAGAAGGGACCUUAUGUCUGUCUAUAGGGACCCAGAUUUACCCAACCCUUUACACCAAACACUAAAGGUUUACCAGAGUCUAACUACACAGAAGUCUAUCUUAACAACUCAAGCAGUUGCAGGAGAAUUUAAAUGUGCUCACACUGGAUGUUGCAUGUUUCGUUGGUGGUUCAUACUAUUUUUGUGUCCAGAUAUUAUUAAAGAAAAAAAAAGAAUGAGGUAGAGAAAGAUAUAGGACAAAAUGUUAUAGAGGGGGAAAUUAUGAAGAAAACCUAUUAAAAUUAUUGAUGAUGUAUGCUGACUGUACAAAGAUUAUGCUUGUAAAACCAGUCUGGUUUUUCACUUGUAAGUAAACUGAAAAAAAAUCUACUGUCAUGGUUUUGUGAUUGUAUACAGGAGGUAUUGAUAAAUUAUGCAAAUUGUGCUGUAAAAAUGGCUGUUGCCCCAUGUCUAAAUAUUAAA
Molecule: messenger RNA, 15373 nt
Organism: Morone saxatilis (striped sea-bass)
Lineage: Eukaryota; Metazoa; Chordata; Actinopteri; Moronidae
Gene: pcloa
Product: piccolo presynaptic cytomatrix protein a
Exons: 27
Coding region: 66-12356 (4096 amino acids)
Biological process (GO): protein localization to synapse; presynaptic active zone assembly
Cellular component (GO): glutamatergic synapse; membrane; cytoskeleton of presynaptic active zone
Molecular function (GO): protein binding; metal ion binding; structural constituent of presynaptic active zone
Source: RefSeq, a predicted model, not a curated record